This is a messenger RNA of Grosmannia clavigera kw1407, 1203 nucleotides long. RefSeq names its product translocation protein. Bases 1 to 1203 code for a protein of 400 amino acids. The record is from RefSeq and is a predicted model, not a curated record. The transcript is spliced from 2 exons. Gene Ontology annotation, cellular component: endoplasmic reticulum membrane; endoplasmic reticulum. Lineage: Eukaryota; Fungi; Ascomycota; Sordariomycetes; Ophiostomatales; Ophiostomataceae. Gene Ontology annotation, biological process: post-translational protein targeting to membrane, translocation.
AUGCAACAGCCACCACCACAACAGCCUGGGCAGCCGGGCGGGCCGCCCAUGCGGCCGUCGCCCGAGCAGAUUGCGGCGAUGCAGCGGCAGAUAGCGCUCGACGCCCAAAAGGCGGGCAUGACGGUGCCGGAAUUUAUCCAGCAGCUGCAGAAGGCGCGCGAGCAGAUGAUCCGACAGCAGGCAGCCCAGCAGGCAGGAGGCGCGGGCCAGCCGGGGCAGCCAGGUCCACCAGGGCAGCCUGGGCCGCCGGGACACCAGCACCCGCACCCACACCCGCCGCAGCAGGGAGGCGCGCCGGCGGGGCAGCAGCAGGCAAUCACGCCGGGUCCGCCGAACCCGGUGGCAGUGGCGAUGGCCAAGUUUCUGCGGGCACAAGACCUGAAGACGCGGACGGUGAUUCUGGGCGGCGAGCGCAAGGACAUGUUCCGGGUCAAGCGGGCGCUGCGGGCGCUGCAAUCGCCGGCGUACGAGAAGGCACGGCUCAAGACGCCAGAUCUGCCGACGAUCACAGACCGGGCGUCGCUGGAGAAUGCAUUCAAGCUGCUGCCGCUGUCGAUGUUGGCGCUGCGCGUGGCCAAGGCGGAGGAACCGGCAGCGGCGCAGGCGGGCGCAGCAGGCGGGGCCAAGAAGAAGACGAAGCGCAUCAAGGGCCAGUGGACGGUCAACAUUGAGCGGCAGCAGGACGCGGGCGAUGACAUGUAUUACGUCUGGUUCUACGAGGGCCCACAGACCAUGCGCAAGGUGUAUGCCGGGCUGGCGCUGCUGGCCAUCUUCGCCGUGGUGCUCUAUCCGCUCUGGCCACUACGCAUGCGCCAGGGCGUCUACUACCUCAGCUGGGGCUUCCUCGGGCUGCUGGGCCUUUUCUUCCUCAUGGCCAUCUUCCGUGUCGUCCUGUUCUGCCUGACGUACUUUUUGGUAUCGCCCGGCCUCUGGCUGUAUCCGAACCUGUGGGAGGACGUCUCGUUUAUGGACAGCUUCCGGCCUGUUUGGGCCUGGCACGACCCGAACCCGAAGAAGAAGAAGAAGUCCAAGUCGUCGUCCGGCACCUCGGUCGAGGCUCAGUCACACUUUGCCGGCACCACGGGCCAUGUGCCGCCCGCUUCGGCUACCACGACGGCUACCACCACACAGGCCAUGGCUGUGCCGACACAACGACCAGCCGGCUACAAGGCGCCGCAGGUGGAAGAGGUGGAAGACGAGUAG